Messenger RNA from Marasmius oreades (fairy-ring Marasmius), 615 nucleotides. RefSeq lists its product as uncharacterized. NCBI's taxonomy places the organism in Eukaryota, Fungi, Basidiomycota, Agaricomycetes, Agaricales, Marasmiaceae. The transcript has 2 exons. The record is from RefSeq and is a predicted model, not a curated record. The coding region runs from base 1 to 615 and encodes 204 amino acids.
AUGACGACCCAAAUCCGUUCGACGGAUUCAAACCCCUUCAUUAUCGCAACUGGGGCGCAAGUACUGCUCAUGUCGUUACGAAGGGACAGUAUCGAGGAACAACAUCCAAAGGGGGAGAUGUUGAAGGGCCGUGGCAGUGGUCAGGCUAUCAAAUUAUUCCAUAAAUUCAACUUUGAUGGUUCCCACGACGGCGCGAUUCUUCUGCUGCCAGAGGGAAGUUGGCGAGAAAUGGCCAGCUUCGCUACCAGUCAACUACUCCAAACCCGUGCUAUGAAACAUGCACAUCAGUGGUUCCAGGAAGCCGAAAAAAAGCUGCAUAGAGCAUUGGACGCAAGGGAGUUUCUGUAUCUUGUCACUGGAUACGACAAGGCAUUCUCUUGGGGAAUUUCAGCUUUCGCUAAUGAAUGGGGCAAUCCGGUGUCAUUAACCUUUUCCACUCACGAGAUCGAAGACAGCCACGAUAAAUACUCUUGGAGCUUCGAAGACAUCAGUCAAGGAUCCGGCUGUAGGUGUCAUCCAGAUGCGACAGACCCUUAUAGUUCGUCCUCGCCGACAUCUGUCAAUCGUGUUCCUGACCAAUGUGUAUUUGUUCGGGGAUACGUUAUCACCAGAUGA